AUGGACUGGGUACGCAGGAGAGAUCUGCAAAGUCGUCAAAACGCCAAUAUUGAACCAAGCUGCGUCGCCUUGAAUACAGCCAAGCCAUGCUCCAAUGGUGAUGUCGUGGACUAUUUGGCGUCAAUCAGUGCCCAGCAUGAACAAAUCUAUACUUACAUGUGCUCAUUCCGUCACAGAGAGAACAAACCGUAUGUCAAUUUAAACAGAAACCAAGCAAAUGAUUUCAUGGCUCUUGUUGUUCUUCGCCGAACAAACACAGAUGAACCCCUCAAAUUUGCCAACACAUCAUUGAAGAAGCAACGGAAGAAGAAGACAAGUCCUCCCCCCCCCCAGCGUAGACAGUUGCACGACCAAGAUAAUAACAGACGUACAGUGGUCGCCUACAGUGAUAUAACAAUCCGAGUAACGAUAAAAAAGCACGCGCCAGUGCCUAUCAAGAAGGUACAAAGAGGUAUUGCUACCAAAGUCAUCGUCAUUCCAACAGACGAAUUCUGCACUUCUGUCUUUUGCUGCAAAUGCCCCCCCCAGAAGACCUCAACUUCGAUACUCUAA
Mucor velutinosus is the source of this 552-nucleotide messenger RNA. It is a transcript of the gene FIS1, whose product is annotated as mitochondrial membrane protein. The coding region runs from base 1 to 552 and encodes 183 amino acids. NCBI's taxonomy places the organism in Eukaryota, Fungi, Mucoromycota, Mucoromycetes, Mucorales, Mucoraceae. The record is from RefSeq and is a predicted model, not a curated record. The transcript has 3 exons.